UCGGCGCACGAGACUUACGCCGCCGGCAGGACGAUGAAUGAGUUGCAAGGCUUAUAGAGUCCAGUCCAGGCUGUACACAGGCAGGGCUGCACGAUCAAGAGCCUAUAUAGAAACCGAGAUUGAAUUUACUCGGCAGCUAUAAAGUAAAGGUCCAGUGGAGUAAUGAGCUCGGGAACGGUAAAGCCGCGGCGAGUUCGCUCGGCCAAAGCGAGGCUGACUCCCACGCAGCCACCCUCCGGUCUGCUAACGAAGGAAGCGCUGGAGAGACAGGCCUCGGCCAAGGCCAACAGAGACAAACACAACGGCUCGGAGAAGGUGUUCCCGCGCCCAGGAUCCCGCAGCUCCAAGGAGAGAUUUUCCACCAUGUACUCCAAGGACUUCGACGGAACCUACGCACCUGCGGCGGAACUGAGGCCAACGUCUCCCACUCGAAGACACAACCCUCACCCAGGGAAGCAAUUCAUGGUGUGGCGGCUGCCUGACAGAGAGAUUGGAGUGCCUCAAGAACCGGAGGGUCUUGAGCUGCCUCCUGAAUACAUCACCAGAAACAGCGACUUUGAUGCCAUUGAGGAUCUGCACGGUGGCCUGGGAGCUCUCAAACUCCCACCUCCCCAGCCUACCAGUCACGAGUACGGAGCCUACCUCCGACAGCAAAGACAGCAGAGGGAGGCCUUGCAGAAGCAGUUGCUGCAACCCGGAGUCAGGUCACACGCUAUGGGUCCUGAGGUAUUGGAGAGGACAAUGAGAGAAGAGAUGGCCCCCAACCUCCAGGAAUGGAUGCAGGCUGCAACUCCUGAAGAGAAACACACCAUUUUGAAAAUGCUCAAGUCAGCAGAAGAUGCCCAAAUGGAUGAGACCAUUAAUGAUGUGAUGCAGCCUUCUGCAGCAAAGGCUGUUAGAAAGUGGAUGAAAACAGCUGACAAUAAAGAGCGCCAGGUGGCUGUCCAUCUGUUUAGCUCUCUGGGGCCUCGUGCGGGACGACCUCGCUCCAUGUCUGAGCCGUCAAUCCGUCCCCUGUCUCGCCAACCUCUCCCUCCCUACCUAGCCCCUCCCCCUCCCCUCCCUGGGAGUGCAAGAGGCCAGCGACUGCAGAGCCGACAGCAAGCCUCGAGAGGCGGGUCCCGUGGUGCCCAAGCUCCGCCCCCCAAACCCUGGCCGGCCGGACUCUGGCACCACCUACCUGUGAGGGACCCUCCGCCACAGGUCUACCACAGGGGGGCUCUAUUUGGAGGUGUCCGUGGCGAUGCAUCUCACUACAAUGUGCACCCCGAAUGGCCCGACUACUAUGGAACGUCUCUCGGCAGUGACGUUGUGCACUAAAUGGAGUUUAUACUCGGAGCAAAACCACAGACGCUAAUUUUUGGUGCUCUCUGUAAUGUACUGCUAAGUAGUUAUGUUGACAAUCUCAUUUUGGCACAUCGUUGAAGUUUUUGUUGUAAUUUUCUCCCUGUAAUUAUGCAUACCUAGCUAAGCGCAAUCUGCAAGAGUUUACAAGUGCUAUCAUUUUAUUCUGCCACAAGUGAAGUUUAUGUAUCAUGGUCACGUUGUAUUACUGAAAUUCUUUUCCAUGUUUAAAUGUUUAGAGUCACUAAACCUCAAGAUAAUAGCAGAACCAAUUGACUGUAUACAAAUUAACAAUUCUAUGAUGCUACAAUAAAGACACGACAUUGAUAUUAUAACACAUAUACAGCCAUAAAACUCACAUGAAUAAUUAUUUAUAACAAAGAGCCUUCUCAAAGACACAAUGACAAAAAUAGGUAGCUCAAGAGGGCUUUAGCUAGAGUACAGUCUACGCCGUGGGCCACUCUGGGUGGAUGGCAAAGUGUCUUCCUCUGUAUUUGUGCGGUUGGGUGAAGACUGAGCCUGGAAAGAUGACUCUCAACUCCUCGGUGACUGGACCAGGGAUCUUGUGGUGCCACAGCUCUGGGGUCCCGCUCCCCUUCUUGGCUCCCAAUCCCUUCCCCACCAGUGUCAUGUCUCCUCCACCAUCAUCUUUCCCUGGCUGGGCCGAGCUCUUGUGAGACUUGUGACAGUGGUGCUUGUGGUGAUGAUGGUGGUGGGAGUGGUGGGAGUAUUGUGAGGAGGUGUGGGUGUGGUUCUUGUGAUGGUGUGAUGCCUUCGGACGAAGGCUGAUGGGAUAGCUGUAAGACCUUUUGAACAGAGCAGAAUGUGUCACCAGAUAGCAACUUAUCAUGCUAACUCUUUCUAAGUGGUACACUACUGUUCUGUAGUCAUACAUGGU
Geodia barretti is the source of this 2242-nucleotide messenger RNA. The record is from the annotation of a GenBank genome assembly. Lineage: Eukaryota; Metazoa; Porifera; Demospongiae; Tetractinellida; Geodiidae.